AUGGAUGCCAAUCGUUCUCAACUUACAGAUGUGCUCGAUUUAGGAUCGCUUGAAGCUGAUCCAGGAGAAAGGAUACCCAUUGCUGAAUAUAACCCUCGAAUUCGGGAUGAAGUGAGGAGACAUUAUAUUCAAACAGGACCUUGUCAACCUUUACUGAAAAAAUUUCCUACAGCUCAAAUAGGAAAUAGAGGUCGUCAAUUUGUUUCAAGUUGGUACAAAGGUCCACAUUCUAAUUGGUUGGAGUAUAGCAUGAAGAAAGAUGCCACAUAUUGCCUAUGUUGUUAUUUGUUCAAAAAUGAAUUUGUACAUGGAAUUGCGGGUGAGUUUUAUACGAAAAAUGGUUUUAGGAGUUGGAAUAGGGCUCUUGAAAGGUUCCGUUUGCAUGUUGGUGAGGUUAAUAGUGUCCAUGAUAAAUGUUUCAAGAAGAUGCUAGAUUUGUCAAAUCAUCAUCAAUCAAUUCAAGUUGUUCUUGAAAAGCAUUCCGAGAAGGAAAAAAAUGAUUAUCGAAUGCGUUUGGAAGCCUCAAUUGAUGUGGCAAGACUUCUUUUGCACCAUGGGUUGCCUUUUCGAGGUCAUGAUGAAAGUGAAUCUUCAACAAAUCAAGGAUUCUUUCUAGGAUUUUUGCGAUGGCACGGGGAUAAACAUCCGGAUGUGGGAAAAGUGAUAUUAGAAAAUGCUCCACAAAAUGAUACUUUGACUUGUCCUAUGAUCCAAAAAGAUAUUGUCCACGCUUGUGCAAAAGAAACGGUGAAAGCUAUAAUUGGAGACUUGAAUGGAGAUUUCUUUGGUAUAUUAGUGGAUGAGUCCAAAGAUAUCUCACACAAAGAACAAAUGGCUCUUGUGUUGCGGUAUGUUGAUAAGAAUGGUGAGGUGGUAGAACGAUUUAUUGGUCUAGUCCAUGUUAGUGAUACAUCGGCAUGCUCGUUAAAGAAAGAAAUCUACUCUUUGCUUUCUAAUCACUUACUAAGUCCGUCCAAAAUAUGUGGGCAAGGUUAUGAUGGAGCUAGUAAUAUGAGAGGAGAGAUAAAUGGUCUCAAAACUUUGAUUAUGAAAGAUAGUCCAUCGGCAUAUUACAUUCAUUGUUUUGCUCAUCAAUUGCAAUUAACACUUGUAGUUAUUGCUAAAAAACAUGGGGAUGUUGAAGACUUCUUUGAUCAUGUUACUAAUGUGUUGAAUGUUGUUGGAGGAUCUUUUAAGCGUAGAGAUUUGAUUCGUCAUCAUCAAGCUGAAAAGUUGGAGCAGUUACUUGAAUCAGGUAAAGUUCAUACUGGACGAGGACUAAAUCAAAUGCGCGGACUUCAAAGACCAGGUUCCACCUCAAGUGAUAGAAAUCAAGCAAAAUAUCUUUUGACUGAGAUUAAAACAUUCAAGUUUGUUUUUAUGCUUCACUUGAUGUUGAAAGUGUUGGCAAUGUCAAAUGACUUGAGCAAAAUUUUACAAAAAAAGGAUCAAGAUAUUAUUAAUGCCGUGGAGUUUCUUAACAUUGCAAAAGAAAGAUUGCAAGAUAUGAGGGAAACUGGAUGGAGGCCUUUGUUGGAUGAUGUUUCCUCAUUUUGUGAUGCACAAGAUAUUUUGAUUCCCAAGUUAGAUGAGUCUUAUUUUCCUGGAAAGUCAAAGCGUAAGUCUUCUGUGUUUGUUAUUCACACCACUUGUGUAUUGAAAUCUUUUGUGCUGUGA
Molecule: messenger RNA, 1677 nt
Organism: Lycium barbarum (goji berry)
Lineage: Eukaryota; Viridiplantae; Streptophyta; Magnoliopsida; Solanales; Solanaceae
Exons: 2
Coding region: 1-1677 (558 amino acids)
Source: RefSeq, a predicted model, not a curated record